Molecule: messenger RNA, 2460 nt
Organism: Pochonia chlamydosporia 170
Lineage: Eukaryota; Fungi; Ascomycota; Sordariomycetes; Hypocreales; Clavicipitaceae
Product: signal transducer
Exons: 2
Coding region: 1-2460 (819 amino acids)
Biological process (GO): chromatin remodeling; regulation of DNA-templated transcription
Cellular component (GO): nucleus
Molecular function (GO): ATP-dependent H2AZ histone chaperone activity
Source: RefSeq, a predicted model, not a curated record
AUGGAUACAGAAUCCAAACCCUCUGACAGGGACACGUCGCAGCUGUCGGAUCCUCCCAGCGACCUCGAUAGCUCCGACAGCGACUCCCCAGCCCUUCAGACGGAAUGGCUCGCAACGACGCGAAAACGCCGAUCUACGGCUGGAAAUCGCAUGAAGUCGGUGCUUGCUAAUGAAGAACCCGAUUCAGACCUCGAGCUUCUAUUUGCCGAAGACGAAAACGACCAAGGCUUCUCGGACCUUGACGACGAUGGCUCCGACGUGCACAUGGACUCCUCGUCCGACGACGAAGAUGAAAACAACGCCAACGACGAUAAUUUAGAAGGCGAAAAAGAGCUGGAGCGUCAAGCAAAAGAAAAGCGCGCCGCUCAGCGCAAACGAAAAGCCCAAGAAGCUAUUCCAGCCAAAUUCAGGAAGAAGGUUCGCAUCGAUCCCACGACAAGGGCAUCUGUCCCACCCCCCGCGCCACGUCCCAAGAAAAAGUCGGAACGAGCAUCAUGGCUACCAUCUCCCGCCGAUCUUCCCACGCGAGCCUCAUCUCGAAAGACGACUCGUAUAUCCAAGGAGCAGUUGCAUCAGCAAAUGGCCGAGCGUGAAGCGAGGAGGCUCAAGCAGCUAGCUCAGAUGGAGAAAAAGGCCGCCCGGUUAGAGGCAUUGAAGAAGCCACCCAUGACACAGGAGGAGAGGCUGGCCGAGGCUGCCGUUGUAGAGAAGCGCAACAGCAAGAGUCUUAAUCGCUGGGAGGAGGCAGAAAAGCAGCGCGAGGAAGAGCGCAUGGCGAAGCUCGCUGCCCUGAACCAGCGUACCCUCAAAGGGCCAGUCAUUACAUUUUGGAGUGGAAAGGGUCAGUGGGACGACAUUGAGUUGCGGUUGCUGCGCCAGUACGUGACUGAAGUUGAGGAGAAGCCCAAAAAGAAGCGAGAGAAAAUAGACAAAAGCGCCAAAGCAAAGGGCAAGGAAAAGGAAAAGAACAACGAAAAGGCUGCAAGUAAAGAAAUAUUGAAAGAGACAGACCUUGACAAGUCCCAAGGCGCUGCCAAAACCCAGAAUCAAAGCUCAGAGGCCGCCAAGAUUGGCGAGGAUGUUGCAGACAAGGCUCCAACACUGAUCAAUAGCGAGAACAGGGCAACCGACGACAAUGCGAUGAGCAAAGCAGACGUCACUUAUGAGUUGGCAGAUGCCAACGCAGAGCCUAGCACGGCGGACCAGGUGACGGCCUCUACAGAAACAAAACAAAUCGCUGCUACAGACGACACCUCAACGAAUUCAGGUUUAACUACAAGCAAACCAGUCGACGAACCUACAAGAGAUACCACUGAGGCUACAACAGGGGCAGACCUGAACGCGUCCGAUACACCUCCUACCGUUGAAGAUACAACCAAACCAUCCGGGGAGUCACCCACAACCCUGACUAUUGUCCCCAAGGACGAGAAAGAUGCAGAUGUGGCGAUGUCGCAGUCGAAACCAUCUGCAUCCAUGGCAAUUCCUGCAUCCCCUUCGGCAGCCAUAGUGCCUCCUUCACAUCCUCCCAGUGGACUUGCUGCUCCUCCACCUCCUCCGCCGGCGAGCCCCUUGGCCACACAAGCUGGCCUCUCUCGACCUCCCGAAGCCAGGCCAUCAAGUGUUCUGGCUGCACCCGUUCUUGCUCCACCUCCAGGAAUCGACAUGAACAGAUCUUCGCCUGUAGAUGCUCCCAAGUCGAAUGUAUUAGCACCACCCAAUACCCUCCAAUCCGCGAUCACACCGCCAUCUAUUCAGCCGGUAGAGCAACCCCGAGUGGCAAACCCAUCAGUGUCAUCAGCAUCCAUGACCACAGUUCCCAUGGAAGUUGACGCCAAGCCCACUAUUCCAGUCGAUGCCCACCUUCAGGCUGUUCAGAACGAGACAGCGCCUACAAGCAAAUCUGGAAGUCCUAGAGAGUCAGAGGCACCAGCAACAACCGAGCCGCCUCGCGAUCUGAACGCAACUCGGAAUGGCAUCAUAUAUCAAAAUUUCGACGGAAAUGCCAUACGGGACAAAACCGUUCAAACACAGAUUCUCUUUGGUCGCAAAAUGACAAAACUUGCCAAACCUGCUCCAGCGCCAAUCUGCGUCAUCACCAACAACCCAGCACGAUAUCGGGAUCCGAAAACCAACCUCCCAUUCUACAACAUGCACGCAUACAAAGAGAUCCAGCGUCUCAACAAUGGCGAUUACCAAUGGAGUCGUAUCCUCGGAGCCUGGGUGGGCAACACGAAGCAAGCAGCGCGUGGCGUUCCAGAACGUUUCCUCAACCCCGGUAAUGGCAAACCAAAGGCAUCCGCGGCGCCAGGGGACUCUAAAGUCAAGCAGGAAGAAAAGUCGGACGAGACCGAGAUAGAUACGUCCAACUCGGCCAGUGGCACUGACGUCACUAUAAAGACUGAUGCACCUCAAGCUCAGGAGCAACAUGCACAGCCUGCAAAACAAGUGGCAGCGCAGUAG